ACAAAGUAUCACCAAUCAUUUACAAAGUAGUGCAGAAGAAACCAUACAACGACCAAAACCAAAAGUUGUAUUCAAAUGUAGCGCCUUGUUGCUGGUACCGACACAUUUCACCAGGUGCCACUAGAAAUUUUCUUCGAAUUGGACGGGUGGCAGCACAGACAGGCAUUUGUAGCAAAUUAUUUUCCAUUUUUUGCGUAUUGUUCGUAUUUUUGUGCAAAGUGCAGUGAUAGAAAUUGUGAUUACGAGCCGAUUCUCUCCUUAAAUAAGCGGCAAACGCAAAUAAAAUGAAAUAAUGUUAAUAACCUGUCCAAGUCGCAGUUAUUAGGCCCAAGAAACCAACAAAGGGUCAUCUUAUCGGGUUACCUCAUUGAUGGGAAGGUGUUUUAGGUUUCCACCACAACAAUGAGUGCACCAUUGUUUGCCUGUUCUCGUUGUUUCUCCCGACAUCCGUUCGAGGAGUUGUCCGCGGGACAACAACUGUGUAAAGAGUGUCGAGGGGCAUUUCCUGUCGUGAAGUGCACCUACUGCCGCUCGGAAUUCCAACAGACUUCCAAGGGAAGCACUAGCACAAUUUGUAAAAAGUGUGAACAGAACGUUAAGGCAUAUGGAAAGCCCACCGCUUGCGAAUACUGCAAUAUUAUCGCUGCUUUCAUAGGAAAUAAGUGUCAAAGAUGUACUAACUCCGAGAUUAAGUAUGGACCCCCAGUCAACUGCGAACAGUGCAAGCAGAAGUGCGCGUUCGACCGCCACGACGACGAUAAAAAGGUCGACGGAAAGCUUCUGUGUUGGCUGUGCACGUUAUCUUUCAAGCGAGCGCUAGCCAAAACAAAGCAAGGCGACGCCGAAAGGCGAGCCCACAUGAAAAUAUCACAAUUACACAAAUCCAAGCACAAGGAGGGAAAAUUACGCGGUCACAACAAGCGGCCGCAUCGCGUCGACGUAACAAAGCUCCCAGCACUGGACAACGACAACGGCAUACCCACGAAGGUGUCGCGCAACAACGCUAGCCCCGGCUUGAUUCGGGCCGAACUUGACCCCAACAGUUCCGACCACGUGGUCGCAAUGACUCAGUUGAAGGAAAAAAUCGCCACGUUGCAAAAACAGCUCAGUUUGAAAGAUACUCAGUUACUGAAUAAAGAUAAAAUGAUAACCGAACUGAAGGCGAAGCACUUCACUACGGAAUCCGAACUGAGAACCAAGAUGAAAAAUUGCCAGAAGGAAUGCGACGACAAGAUUGAGGCGCUGAAUAAGCGCAUCACCAGUCUCUUGAAGGAGGUGGCGAGUUUGUCGAAAAGCGCCAAGAAAAAUAAGUUUGUUAGCGCUUCAGCGGCCGAAAAUUCGAACAACAGUGGCAGUGGCACCGACAGUCCCAGCCUUCAGUAAACGGUUUUUUAAAUAACUGUUCGUAAAAAUGUAUAGUGCGGUUUAACGAUUCGGGGUCGGCUGAUAGUCAAUUUUAUUCUUCGGUUAUUUAUUACGGAAAUUUUAAUAUUUUAUGGGUCGGUGACAGUAAACGGCCCUUAUUGGCUAAUGUAAAUUCAAACGCCCCUUUGGAAUCGCACUAUAUAUCCGUUUGUGCACACACAUACAUAUUUAAUUUACGUCUGUUAUUAUGUAUAUGUCGACCAUGUGAGUCUUAAUUAAUUGAAUAAACUAGUUUUAUUAAAA
Messenger RNA from Tribolium castaneum (red flour beetle), 1668 nucleotides. RefSeq lists its product as uncharacterized. The record is from RefSeq and is a predicted model, not a curated record. The transcript has 7 exons. NCBI's taxonomy places the organism in Eukaryota, Metazoa, Arthropoda, Insecta, Coleoptera, Tenebrionidae. The coding region runs from base 403 to 1383 and encodes 326 amino acids. Gene Ontology annotation, cellular component: nuclear speck.